Zingiber officinale is the source of this 1007-nucleotide messenger RNA. RefSeq names its product patatin-like protein 3. Gene Ontology annotation, biological process: lipid metabolic process. Gene Ontology annotation, molecular function: glycerophospholipase activity; monoacylglycerol lipase activity. The transcript is spliced from 5 exons. Bases 16 to 891 code for a protein of 291 amino acids. The record is from RefSeq and is a predicted model, not a curated record. NCBI's taxonomy places the organism in Eukaryota, Viridiplantae, Streptophyta, Magnoliopsida, Zingiberales, Zingiberaceae.
UGGAGGCCAUCGGGGAUGCUGAAGGCCGUCAGGGCUCUAAAAUUUGUGGGCGAGUACCUUCACUCCAAGAUUCAACUUUUAGGGAACACAAACUUAAGUCAAACUUUGACCAACAUCGUCAUCCCUUCUGUUGACCGCAAAGUUUCUCAACCCAUCAUCUUCUCGACUUAUGAGUCGGAGGAGAAUCCGUUGAAGAACGCUCUUCUGUCGGGCAUCUGCAUCAGCACCUCCGCCGCCCCCACAUACCUCCCGGGGCAUUACUUUGAAACCCAAGACGAUCAAGGAACGACGAAGAGGUUCAACCUCAUCGACGGCGGCGUGGCGGCAAAUAACCCUACGUUAUCCGCCAUAAGCCAAGUGACGAAGCAGAUUCUGAAAUCGAACACGGAUUUCAAAUCGUAUGAACCGGUCGACUACAGUCGGUUUCUGGUGAUCUCGAUCGGGACCGGAACAGAUGAGCUCGCGAUGGGUUUACUCGGGUGGUUGUACAACCGAGGAAAAACUCCCCUCAUUGACAUUUUCUCCCAGGCGAGCUCAGGCAUGGUGGAUAUCUAUGCAGCAGUUGUGUUUCAGGCACUGGGCAGUGAAGGCUACCUUCGCAUACAGGACGAUACAUUGACUGGCGAUGCGGCUUCGGUGGAUAAGUCGACGGAGAAGAACUUGAAGAAUUUGGUGGAGAUCGGGAAGAAACUGCUGCAGAAACCGGUGUCGAUGGUGAACCUGGAGACAGGGCAUUCGGAGCCGGUGGUGGACGAGAAGGGAGGAACCACAUCGAACGGAGAUCGACUCGGCAACUUCGCCAAGAAGUUGUCGGAUGAAAGGAAGCAUCGCCAGGGCCGCAAGAGAGUUUGGCUCCAUUGCAUGACAGUUGUGGAUCCUAUUGAUCUCUGAGCACCUUCAAUAAUUAAUGUUGUUCAUCUAAACUAGUCAUCGAUAACUACUGUUGUUGGGAUUAUUCCACCAAUUUAUCAACUUGUAAGCGUGAUCAAUUUUUUUAAGCUAUUCAA